Molecule: messenger RNA, 717 nt
Organism: Klebsormidium nitens
Lineage: Eukaryota; Viridiplantae; Streptophyta; Klebsormidiophyceae; Klebsormidiales; Klebsormidiaceae
Source: the annotation of a GenBank genome assembly
AUGGCCGCCUCUGUUCUUGCUUCCAAGGCCCUGGCCCUCUCCACUCCCUACGGAUUCUGCAACAGGGGUUCAAACAACAACAACGCGUUGGGGACUGUCAACUCCGGCCGUCUCAGUCCACAGAAGAUUGCGACAGCACGCAAGGUCACGAAAACGUAUUGCCAAGCACAACCCAUCGAGGGCGAAAAGGGCGACCAGCUGUCUGGCGGCAACACUGGAAGCGUCGCCCCAAAGGAGGGGCCCCGAGUGGGGAAGAGGGAGUUCUUGGCGGGAUCCGCUGCGGCAGCCGCGGCGGUUACGCUAACCCCCUGGACCGGCGCUGCUUUGGCGGAGACAUUUGCCGUGGACGAAGUCACGGGCAAACCGGUCGUCAUUGCUGACGUUCUUCAGAAGGCGGCUUCGCUGGACCGCAUCUUGGUCCGAGGGAUCGACAAUAACCCGACAUACCUUCUCGUAGACGACGGCAAAGUGUCAGACUUCGCACUGCGCGCGGUUUGCACCCACAUGGGUUGCACCCCGGACUGGGUUGCCGGUGACGGGAAGUUUGAGUGCCCCUGUCACGGUUCGCAGUACAACGCGCGAGGCGAAGUCGUGGAAGGGCCGGCUCCUGAGAAUCUGGCGUUGGUCCACGUCAAGAUCGACGACGGAAAAGUUAUCCUGGACGACUGGAACGAAGCCGACUUUCGUAACGGCGAGACUGAUCCCUGGUGGAUCUGA